UGUGCAUGGACUGGGGGGAGGGGGAUCUGAAGGGUGUGAAACAAGCCCCCACAAUUCGGGUCUGAAAUUGGGACAAAAAUUGCAGUUCCACCCUCAUCCACUAGGGGCUGGUGUCAGAAGCGAGCAAAUCCUCAUUGACUCCCAUGUUAAAAAUACCAAUUUCACAGCAGAAAUAAACAUGUUUACAGCCUGGUACCAGAACAUGUUUUUGGUUUAAAUGAUCUAGUUUACACUCAUGACAACUCUGAGGGGGGUGAAUGUUUUUCUCACUCUUCUGUUUAAGUGUAUUAAAAGCCUAAAAUUCUGUAUAAUUAAUGAGCAUCAGACCCACGUGACCACAGAGCUAGCUCCGGGGAAAGGCCUCAGUAGAGCCUCGGUCUGGCCUGGAAACUGCUCCGGGAUUUUGAGUCUCUGUGUGUGUGUAUUCUGUUUUGGAUAUUUUUUGUGCAACUGUUGGACAAAAUGACUUGCUGUGGCAUUAAUUGCACUAAUAGAGCGUCCAAGGAGUCUCCACUUCAUUUUUAUCGGUAAGUAAAAUUACAUUUAUGUAUUUUAGGUCACUGCUGCUUUUGCACUAGCUGAGCUUAUCAGAGUAGCUAGCUAACUACCAUUUUAACAUGUGAAGAAGAAGAAGAAGAAAAUAUCAUUUCUAUAGCGCCUCUCAAGAUAAAAAUCACGAGGAGCUUCACAAAAACAAAAAAAAUGUUAAAAUAUAAAAAAGCAUUUAAAAAAUGUUUAAAAAUAUAUUUAAAAUGAGCAAAAAUAGGCAAUUGGGAUUUAAAAGAAAAACUGUUGAGAGAGAGUGAAUAGGAAGGAGGGAAAAGUGCUGUUAAACCAUGAAAUUUAGAUGUAAUACGGUAAAAUAAUUAAUAGGGUAUAUGUGUGGAUGGGUGUAAAACCCAGUGCAUUUCACAUAAAAAUGGGUUGAAAUAUGACAUGUUGGGGGAGCUCUCGGAGGGACACUUCUGUGUUCCAUCCUUCCACCCGGUUCUCCCCAGCGGUCAGCCCGGCGCAUCUCUGACGGCUUCGGCGCCUGGCUGCUGCGCGGGCUGACCGCUUGUGGAGCUCUCGGACUCGGAGAGAGACCUGACCACAGAAAUACUGCAGCUCGGUGAGUUGGUUGAUAGUGCUUGAUGUUGGUCUCCAGAAGUCUGUAUGCCAUCAGAUAAACUCGCUCGCUUUAUUUAUUUAUUUAUUUUAGCAUAUUUGUAAAAUUGUGGUGGUGGGGAGCGACUAAAUAACUAAUCUGUCCACAAAGAGCCGCGACCGGGUGCCCUGUUCUCAUGGGAACUAGUGCAGUUUAAUCAAAUGAAAAGUAGUUAAUAAAAUUGAUUAUUAAAAGGUUCAUAUCCUAUCCAAUAAGGCGAUAGACUCAAGUGUUUGGUUUUAUAUUGUUUUUUAUAAAUAUGCAUUUUGUAUUACUCUUUAUCCUAAUUUUAGACCUUUUACUACAGGCCAGGAUAAGCUGUUAAGUAUUUUAAACCCAUAUGCUUAAGUAGUUCUUUGUAUGAAGUUUUCCUCUAGGUGAUCCAGAGAGGCUUGACCUUUGGGUAAGCAACCAAAGAAGAGAGUGCAGGACUCCCAGUUCACACUCCCGCUUGUGCAGUGAACACUUUGAGAGUCAUCACUUCACCACGGACUCCAGGGGGAGACGUUGCCUGAAGGACACACCUGUACCUACAAUCUACUCUUCCUUUAAGGUCAAAAACAUCUUCUAAGAAGGAAAGUACAGAUCCAGAAUGCGGAGAAGAGAAUGAAUCCUCUGGGUCAUCUGAGACAUUCACAUGUCUUUGCCGCUGUCCACCCUCGACGGUCCUUAGGCCCCGCUGGGGCUCUGUCUGCCACCUCGAGCUCCACCCCUUGCCCCUGCCCUCAGUAGUGACUCUGUCAGAGGGGAGGAAAGGCAAGUUUGCCCCCGUAAAUAUGCCUGGAUGGAGGGCUCAGUGGCGUCUCAUCCUGCUGAACUCCCUGACCUGUGGCCUGGAGAUCUGUGUGGCAGCUGGGAUCACAUAUGUGCCCCCCCUACUGUUGGAGGCUGGGGUAGAGGAGCGCUACAUGACCAUGGUGCUAGGUAUCGGUCCAGUUCUUGGCCUCCUUUUCAUCCCUCUGAUUGGCUCGGCCAGUGACCACUGCAACAGCAGUUAUGGCAGGAGACGGCCCUUCAUCUGGCUGCUGUCCAUGGGAGUUCUUCUGGCGCUCUUCAUCAUCCCGCACGCGGAUGUUCUGGCAGCACGUCUCGCCUGGCGUGGACACACCCUCCAGGUGGGCUUCCUUAUCUUUGGCGUGGGACUUCUGGACUUUUGCGGACAAGUCUGCUUCACGCCGCUGGAGGCUCUUUUGUCGGACCUUUACCGGGAAGAAGAGGAGUGUGGCCAAGCCUUUGCCAUGUUCUCCUUCAUGGUCAGCUUAGGAGGCUGUGUGGGAUAUUUGCUACCAGCGCUGGACUGGAGUCAUGGCCUGCUCUCUGCUUAUCUAGGAGGCCAAGCCGAGUGCCUUUUUUCCAUCCUCAUCUUCAUCUUCGUCUCCAGUGUGUUCAUCACCAUGAAGAUGUCUGAGGAGGUGUCGUGUGCCAGCAGCAGCGUCAGUGGAACUGGAUCUUUAAAGGAGUCGGGGGCCGGCUCGAUGGAGGCAGGCUGUCGUGGCGUUCCUCGCUCGUGCUGCUACCUGCUCAAGUGCAAGCUGAGACUUCUCAAGGCCAGACCCCUGCUCUGUCUGCUGAGAACAUGCUGGUCCAUGACCCCAGCUAUCUUCAGGAGCUACUGUCACGUCCCGCGGGUGGUGAAGCUGCUGUGCAUGGCCCAGCUCUGCAGCUGGGUGGCUGUCAUGUCUUUUAUGCUUUUCUACACAGACUUUGUGGGAGAAGGCCUGUAUGAGGGCGUUCCCAGUGCGUUACCUGGAAGCAUGUCUAGGCAAAGAUAUGAUGAAGGAAUCCGAAUGGGCAGUCUGGGCCUGUUCCUCCAGUGCGCUACCUCAACCUUCUUCUCUCUGGUGAUGAGUCGCUUGGUUCGCCGUUUUGGAUCACGAAGGGUUUAUCUGAGCAGCAUGGUGAGCUUCACCAUCUCCGCUUUGGUCAUCUGUCUGUCCAAAAGCGUUGUCCUGGUCACCGCGAUGGCAGCUCUGACUGGUUAUGCUUAUGCAACGCUGCAGACUCUGCCAUAUAUCCUCACCUGCCACUACCACCAGGAAAAAGAGGUGUACAUGCCAAAAAGGAAAUCCAAAAGUCUGCAUAAAAAUGGCAUAGCAGCCGCUCGGGACUGCUCCUAUUUGACUCUUGUGCAGGAGGAGGAGGGUCUCCUCAACCACAACGCAGCUCCUUACGUGCAUCCCUUCCUCAGCCAGGCCAGUUAUGAAAGCGUUCCCAUCCCACAGAGCCCGAACGGCUCGUCCUCUUGUCCCAGCGGCAGCGAGCAGGAGGAGGCCGAGUCGGGAUACGAGACGCGCGGUGUGGGCUUGGACUUUGCCAUCUUGGAUAGCGCCUUCCUCCUCUCUCAGGUUUUUCCCUCCCUCUUCAUGGGAAUGAUUGUUCAGUUUGCACAGUCUGUUACUGCCUACAUCGCCUGCUCUGCCAUCUUCGGAGCCGUCGCCGUCUACCUAGCUUGUCACAUCGUGUUUGACCAAAAGGACCUCCGAAGUGAACUCUUGUAAAAGACACGGGAGUGAUGGAAUCACUAAUAAUCGUUCAGGUUCCUGGAAUGGAACUCGACAGUGCACUAGUUUUCCCAGAAUGCCUUGUGUUAGCACCAAGUGAGGUGGGCCAUGCGAGACGUGGCUCGAGACGGGAAUGACGCGCGUGUCCUCCUGCUCCAGCAGAAACACACAGGUCUUUUUAUGACGUUUGUUGUCCUCAGGUACCGUAGAGUUACUGAAGAUGUCGACAACCUCAAACACAGAGCUAAUGAAAUAUUUUUAAUGUCAAUCUUAUUAUGAUCCAUCGCCAGUUUUAAAGGGCUCCGCGUUUCACCUUCUGGAACACGGUUAAGGUGUGAUGAAGGCUUGUUCACGCGCUUCUCUCAGGUGGUCAUUAGGUUAAGUUCUCUGCUUCGUAUCUGCACUCACUGACCUGCCUGUAUAAGAAAGACCACCAUGUUCAUGCAUCCAUUUCCAAACGUGGAUAAAUUCAACAUUUUGAGGCUUGAAAUAACUUUGACAUCACAAAGACAUCAAGGUUAGCUGAUCUAGGCGUCAUCCUUGUAUAUCUGGCUAAUUGCUCUCUAUGAUGAGUAAACGAAACGUAAAACGUGUACAGCUGAUGAAUUCAGCCACACCCGGAACGCUGCUCUAGCUUCGCCUCAUUCGACACCACUUGAAGAGAUUUACGGAAAGUAUUUUGUACACAAAUUGACUCUAUAUUAAUCCCUGUGGGAACUCCGUUAUGCAGCCUGCUGAGGUGAUUGGGUGAACUGUGGUUGAAGAAAGAAGCUAUGUAAACAAACUGCAAUACUGCGUCCCACGUUGUGUGUGUUCUACCUGCUACUAGCGUACGCCUCUGACCCGGACAGCUGUCUCUGCUUAACACCUUGUGUAGCGCCUCCGGUCUGGUUACAGGUUACCGCCGAGUCGCGUUCCCUGCUGCGUAAACCCUCGUGUCUCGCUGUACGUUCAAACGACAAUCUAGGACAUCCAGAUGGGCGUGUUACGUAAAGCUGCGGGGAGACAUGCGGCGGCGUCUCAUGGAUACCCACUUCUUAGCAACCAUUCCUGAAAAGACCAAAAAAUGAAGAAUAAAAGGUUCAGCAGUGAGUGGAAACCGAAGCUUGUGGUGUGUGUGUGUGUGUGUGUGUGUGUGUGUGUGUGUGUGUGUGUGUGUGUGUGUGAGCGUGUGUGAGCGUGUGUGCGUGCGAGCGUGUGUGUGUGUGUGAGCGUGUGUGUGUGAGCGUGUGCGUGCGUGCGUGCGUGCGUGUGUGUGUGUGUGUGCGAGCGUGUGUGUGUGUGUGUGUGUGUGUGUGAACGUGUGUGUGUGUGUGUGUGCGUGUGUGUGUGCGCGUGUGUGUUAGUGACUUGACUGAUGUCUCAUUUUCGCUGCGUUGACUUGUCCAAACACGACUGGAUGUUGGACUGAUGGGAAGUGUCACCAGAAGGAUUUUCAUCCUUUACGGCGUUAAUAAUCCACGCAGAACGGCGUUCUUCUGCAGAGUUCUGCUCAGUGUGGUGUUAUUACUGCAUCAUUCAGCCCUCCAGAGUCCCAAGUUACCCUGUUUUCCCCUUUGAACUGAAAUGGAAAUCUGUCAGAAAAUGUGGGUUUUACAAGUGCCUGUAUAUUUUUAGAACAUUUGUUUAUUUAUUAUGCUUUUCUUACAAAAUCGUGUGUUAAGCUAUUGAAAUGUCCAGCAUCAAUAAUUAGAUAAAUUAUUUGUAUAAGGGUGGUAGGAUCUUCAGAGCUAUAAUUUAUUUCCACUUGGCAGAUUUGAUUUUGAAGCUCUGUUUCGGCCUUUUGCAGCGAGUUUCAUCGGUAGGAGCAAAACUGUGACUUCUGUCAUUUCUGGUGUUUUUGAUCCACCGGUGCAAAUAAGGCGUCUCAUUUAAAUCAUCUUUAUCUGUAAAUUGUUUUAUUUUAUUUCUUUAUUUUACAGAUUUGAUUAACCGAUGCACACAAGUAGGUGGUUGACUUUUAUUUUUGAAACUUUUAAAGUAAAAAGUGCCAACUGUCCAAACUUUGUGAAGGCCAGAUUUAUAUUUUAUGAUUUUACAAAAUGCUUUUCUCUUGUUGGUUGUGGCAAAGAAGUAAUUUUCAUUAGAAAUCUAUUAAAUGUGUAAAAAUAUGCAGCUACCAAACAGUUUAUACAGAAUAAAAUAACUGCAGUGUCAAAAGGA
Nothobranchius furzeri (turquoise killifish) is the source of this 5811-nucleotide messenger RNA. The record is from RefSeq and is a predicted model, not a curated record. Lineage: Eukaryota; Metazoa; Chordata; Actinopteri; Cyprinodontiformes; Nothobranchiidae.